AAAUGUGCUUCUAGACUAGAGCAACUUCUGCACCAGCUGGAACUGUCCAAAGUGCUGAAGCUGCCUGCCACUGGACAUUUCUAUCCCCUCUCAAGCACCUACAAGAUCCAGAUUUGAGAUCGUCACCCAUUUUGCAAGCAGAUGAACCGUUCUGGGAACAAACAAAGCUGAAAAGUCCAUGGUUCAGCUGGGAAAAUAAAGAAGAAUAUGGUAGAGGAAGCACCCAUCUCUGAUUUCAACAAGUCUCACUUCUUUCUGAACAAUUCUGCCUGCACUGCUGAGUUGUGCGCUAAUGGCUCUGGGCCACCCACUCCCCCAUAUUUGAUGGAUGCCUGGCUGGUCCCACUCUUCUUUGCCAUUCUGAUGUUAGUUGGGCUAUUGGGCAACUCUCUGGUAAUCUACGUCAUCAUCAGACACAAGCCAAUGAGGACAGUGACCAACUACUACAUUGCCAACCUGGCUACCACCGACAUCAUUUUCCUGGUUUGUUGCGUUCCCUUCACUGCAAUGCUGUAUCCACUUCCGGGAUGGAUCUUUGGAGAAUUCCUAUGUAAAUUUGUCAACUACAUUCAACAGGUCUCGGUGCAAGCGACCUGCGUCACCCUGACGGCCAUGAGUGUGGACCGGUGGUAUGUGACUGUCUUUCCACUUCGAUCCCUGCGACGGCGCACACCACAAGUUGCCAUAACCGUCAGCAUCAGCAUUUGGGUUGGUUCCUUCCUUGUCUCCAUCCCCGUGCUGAUUUACAACCGGCUGAUAGAAGGCUAUUGGUUUGGUCCGCAAACGUUCUGCAGCGAGUCCUUCCCUUCCGUGUACCAUGAGAGAGCCUUUAUCCUGUACAACUUUUUAGCGGUUUACCUCCUCCCUUUAUUGACCAUUCUCCUCUGCUAUAGUGCUAUGCUUUACCAGAUGGGACACCCCACCGUGGCGCCAGCUUCUGAUAACCAUUGCCAGGUACGGCAGCUGGCAGAAUUCUCUGAAGCUCUGCGGGCCAAGAUCUCUCGUAUGGUGGCCAUCAUCAUUGCUCUCUUCACCAUUUGCUGGGGUCCGGUGCAACUUCUGAUCCUCUUCCAAGCCUUUGACUCCACCUUUCAACACAGUUACUAUACUUAUAAGGUGAAGAUUUUUGCUCACUGCAUGUCCUAUGCCAAUUCUGCCCUCAACCCCAUUGUCUACGCCUUCAUGGGCACUAAUUUUCGGAAGGCCUUCAAGAAAGUUUUCCCACUGGCCUUCAAGAAGAGGGUGGGUAAUUGCAACAUCGCUGGCCGGGCCCACCUUAAUACCGAGAUGCACUUUGUCUCAUCAGGGAUGUAGGUUUAAAAUAAGUACUUUUCCUGCACAGGUAGUCCUUGACUUACAAUCAUUUGUUUAGUGACCAUUUGAAGUUACCAAGGCACUGAAAAAAGUGACUUAUGACCAUUUUCCAAACUUAUGACCAUUGCAGCCUCCCCAUGGUCACAUGAUUUACAAUCGGAUGCUGGACAACUGACUCAGAUUUAUGACAGUUGCAAUGUCCCGGCAUCAUGUGAUCACUUUUUGCUUCUAAGUCAAUGAGGAAGUCAGAUUUACUUAACAACCAUGUUGCUAACUGAACAACUGCAGUGUUUAGUUGUGCAACAACCAAUGCACAAAAAGCCGUAAAAUGGGACAAAAACUCACUUAACAAAUGUCUCACUUAAUAAGAAGUAUUUUGGGUUCAAUUGUGGUUGUAAGUUGAGGACUACCUGUAAAGUGUUUUGCCUUCCAGUGGAUCCUAUGGUGUCCUGCGUUUAAGGUGCAGUGGAGGACUCGUGAUUAUUCAAAUCUCAUUGGAGUCCACUUGCCAAUGCCCCAGUAGUAUGACCAAUAGUGAGAGAUGCUGUAAGAUGUAGUCCAAUAACAGUCAAGUCGCACAUAUGUAACAAACUCAGGAAACGAGAACAGCCAUAGAUUUCAGACUGAUAGCUUUCAUGCUAGUCGGGAAUAAAAACAUAAUAUCUUAAAAACUGUAAGAAUAAAGGGAGACUUAAACCAACUAACGCAGAAUCUCUCUGAAAUGUUUCUUUUUCACAAUCACCAUCAUGGGACUAGGUUGCCUCUUCUCGUGCUAGCUAAUGGUCAGUACAGGUAGUCCUCGACUUAUGAUCAUAAUUGAGCCCAAAAUUUCUGUUGUGAAGUUACGUUAAGUGACUUGUUACAUUAAGUGAUUUGUUAAGUGAGUUUUGCCCCAUUUUAUGACCUUGUUGAGUGAAUCACUGCAGUUGAUGAGUUAGUAGCAUGGUUAUUACAUAAAUCUGCCUUCCCCGUUGACUUCUUUGCUUGUCAGAAGUUUGCAAAAGGUGGAUCAUGUUACCCUGGGACCAGGGGUGAAAUCCAGCAGGUUCUGACAAGUUCUGGAGAACUGGUAGCGGAAAUUUUGAGUAGUUUGGAAAAUGGGCAAAUACCACUUCUGGCUGGUCCCAGAGUGGGGAGGAAAUGGGGAUUUUGCAGUAUCCUUCCCCCAGGAGUGAGGUGGGAAUGGAGAUUUUAUAGUAUCCUUCCCCUGCCACACCCACCAAGCCACCCUCACCAAGCCACACCAUGCCCACUAAGCCACACCCACAGAACCGGUAGUAAAAAAAAUUGAAUUUCACCACUGCUUGGGACACAGCAACAGUCAUAAAUACGAACCAGUUGCCAAGCAUCUGAAUUUUAAUCACAUGAUCACAUGAUGAUGCUGCAAAGCUCGUAACUGUGAAACACUGUCAUAAGUCACUUUUUUCAGUGCCGAUGUAACUUUGAACAGUCACUUAAACAAACUGUUGUAAAUCGAGGACUACUUGUACAGAUUCCCUAUCCCUGGAUUAAGGAAAUUUGGCUCGAAAUUGCUAUUCAGUCUAUGGCGUCUGGGUAAAUCAUGGGCCAAUCAUACAAACGUCACUUUUUCCCACUGCCGGCCCUUUCCAGGUUGAUCAGGUCAAGAAAGCUCACAAAAAUACUAAAGCACUAAUACUUAUUGAUACUGGCUAGAUUAGAUCCUUGAAAUCUUGAUAGUGUUUCUCUUUCCCUCAUCUUAUACCUAUGACAGCCCUGACUAACUUGAAGGGACAAAAGAAAAGUACUUUAUAAAGUUAGAAACCGCCGCCCUCCCCCCAGGCGUGAGAACAUGUGCUGAAGUUUCUGCUGGAAUAAAAUAAUUCCAGCAUCUUGCCUAAAUUCUAGGACUUUGGGGAUGUCAUAACAUCCUAUUCCACUAGAUGUCAAUAUUUCCUAAUCAAAUUGAUUUCCCAGUUCAACAACACAAAUCAACUAGAGAAGUUUUGUAUUUUCAGAUGAAAUUGGAGUAACUCAUUGUUUCCUAGUCAAAAGUAACUCUUUUUUAAGAUAGAGAUAGUCCUAGCUCAGGGCUCUGCAACCUUAAACAUUCAAAGAGCCAUUUGGACCUGUUUCCCACAGAAAAGAAAACACCGGGAGCCACAAAACCCUUCCCAUGCCUGACUACCUCUUGAGCGGCCACAAAACUAGCAUAUGUGGUUAAAUUAAACGUUUUGUUUUCUUCUGAAACUUUUCUUUUCUUGGAUUUAUCCAUGGUUGGCCUACCGGAGGUUGAAAAGCUCAAUAAAUCGCGUGUGGCGGGUUCGCACAUUGGCAGUUGCGACGCAUAUUUUGAGUGACAGGGAGCCGCAGCAGAGGGGUGAAAGAGACACAUGCGGCUCCAGAGCUGCAGGUUGCUGACUUCUGUCCUAGCUUAUGACCACAACUGAGCCCAACAUUGCCUUUGCUAAGGAAAACAGUUGUUAAGUAGGUUGCACGCAAUGUUACAACCUGCUUGUCACCGUCGUUAAGCCAAACAUGGAGUCAUUAAGCGAAUCUGGCUUCCCCCACUGACUUUGCUUGUUGGAAGCCAGCGGGGAAAGUUACAAAGGGUGAUCACAUGUCCCCAUGGGGGAUGCUGCAAUUGUCAUAAAUAAAUGCCAAGCCCCUGAAUUUUGAUCACAUGACCAUGGGGAUACUGCACCGGUUGUGAAAAAUACACAUAAGUCACUUUUUUAGUGCCGUUGUAACUUUGAAGAGUCGUUACAUGAACGGCUGUAAGUCGAGGACUACCUGUACAACAAAUGUCAAAAAAGGCAUGAUAUUGGGAGUAAUGGAUCAGGAUGGGAUAAAGGUGUAUACCUUUAGCAUACAUUAAUACUAGAGGGAAAGAGUUAUUUAAGCUGUAAGAAAUCUUAGUUGGUUAACCAAAUUUUUUUUUAUCAGCUAAUAAUAUGCACACUACUAAUGAGCCGUGGUGGCGCCGUGGUUAGAAUGCAGUAUUGCAGGCUAACUCUGCCGACUGCCAGGAGUUCGAUCCUGACCAGCUCAAGGUUGACGCAGCCUACCAUCCUUCCGAGGUCAAUAAAAUGAGGGCCCAGAUUGUUGGGGGCAAUAGGCUGAUAUUUGUAAGCCACUCAGAGAGUGCUGUGAAACACUAUGAGACGGUAUACAGGUAGUCCUCAACUUAUAACAGUUCAUUUAGUGACUGUUUGAAGUUACAGCGUGUUAGGAAAUUGUUAUUACCCAACUGGUUGGUCAGGAAAUAUAUUUCAUUUUCAUUUCAUUUAUUGGAUUUGUAUACCGCCCUACUCCCGAAGGACUCAGGGCAGUGAACAGCCACAAAAUAAAACACAUAAAUACAAAAUUUAAAAACAGAAUAAAACCGAAUUAAACAAUUUGGCCAAGACAAAUUUAAAACACCCAAUAAUUUUAAAAACAAAUUAAAAUUUACAUUUUAAAGGGGAAAGAUUUAGGCCAGCCGGCUUGAUGGAAUAAAAAAGUCUUGAGAGCGCGACGGAAGGUGCGCAGAUCCGGGAUCCUCCGUAUCUCCGGGGGGAGCUCAUUCCAGAUAGUAGGUGCCCCCACAGAGAAGGCUCUCCCCCUGGGGGCCGCCAGUCGACAUUGUUUGGCCGACGGCACCCGGAGGAGCCCCUCCCUAUGAGAGCGUACCAGUCGGUGGGAGGCUAUUGGUGGUAGCAGGUGGUCCCGUAAAUAACCAGGUCCUAAGCCAUGGAGUGCUCUAAAGGUGAUAACCAAAACCUUGAAGCGCACCCGGAAGACCACCGGGAGCCAGUGCAGCUCGCGCAGGAGAUGUUACAUGGGAACGCCAUGUCGCUCCCAUAACCACCCGCGCAGCCGCACUCUGCGCCAGUUGGAGCCUCCGAGUGCUCCUCAAGGGGAGCCCCAUGUAGAGAGCGUUGCAGUAGUCCAGGAGGGAGGUGACGAGGGCAUGAGUGACUGUGCGUAAGGAAUUUAUAAACCAACAUUGUGUGUUUGUAAUUAAAAGUAUUAUGUAGCUUUAAAAAGUGUGUUGCAUCAUCCUGCAUCCUGAUUGGCUGAGCUCUGUAGCCAAUGUAUUUAAGGAGAGCUAAAUUAUGGUUUGUGUGGACACUACACCAUUUUACCUGCUGAUAUGCUUUAACUAUUUUUAUUAUUUAUUUUAUUAUUUAUGCUUUAAAUAUGAGCCUGGAUAGCUCAGCAGACUAAUGCAUUGUAAUUUAACUCCAGCUGUCUGCAAUUAGUAAGUUCGAAUCUUGCCAGGCUCAAGGUUGACUCAGCCUUCCAUCCUUUCUAAGGUAGAUUAAUUGAGGACCCAGUUUGUGGGGGCAAUAAACUGACUUUGUAAAAAUAUACAAAAGUAUGAAGGCUAUUGCUUAACGCAUUGUAAACUGCCCUGAGUCUCCGGAGAAGGGCGGCAUAUAAAUCAAAUUAAAAAAAAACAACCUCUAGAUUUGAUCUCUCUGCAUGAUCAUUGUUUGGUCAUGGCUAUUUAUUGCUUUUCUACUAUUUAUUGACUGUUUUUAUAUUGAACUGUGUUCCUGAAUGAAACUAAAGAAGAUCUGUUUUAUUGUAUUUUUCUACAACUGGUAAGAAGACUUUAUAUUGGAAAAUAUCCCUGGACUGAUCUUUAUCUCACUUUAUAUGUAUAUGACUUGGAAUGUUUUUUGACUAUGAUUUUGCUUUUUCCCUAAAAAUAAAAUAUUAUCAAAACCCA
Pantherophis guttatus is the source of this 5989-nucleotide messenger RNA. It is a transcript of the gene KISS1R, whose product is annotated as KISS1 receptor. Gene Ontology annotation, molecular function: G protein-coupled receptor activity. Gene Ontology annotation, cellular component: plasma membrane. Gene Ontology annotation, biological process: G protein-coupled receptor signaling pathway. NCBI's taxonomy places the organism in Eukaryota, Metazoa, Chordata, Lepidosauria, Squamata, Colubridae. The record is from RefSeq and is a predicted model, not a curated record.